This is a messenger RNA of Diuraphis noxia (Russian wheat aphid), 4246 nucleotides long. Its product is annotated as 5-taurinomethyluridine-[tRNA] synthase subunit GTPB3, mitochondrial. Gene Ontology annotation, molecular function: protein binding; GTPase activity; GTP binding. The record is from RefSeq and is a predicted model, not a curated record. Gene Ontology annotation, cellular component: mitochondrion; cytoplasm. Gene Ontology annotation, biological process: tRNA wobble uridine modification; tRNA methylation. NCBI's taxonomy places the organism in Eukaryota, Metazoa, Arthropoda, Insecta, Hemiptera, Aphididae.
GUAGAAUCAAAUUUUAAACGCAGAUUUCUAUACUUAGCUUAGUAAAGACGUCUGUAUAGUCUUGUGCGUUUGAGAUUUUACAAAAAUAUAAAUUCAGUAUUUCUAUAAAAGUAUCAACCAUGUUUCAAUGUUUGACCUUUGAGAAAAUUUGAGAUUUUUUUAAAACGCUUUAUGAUUAUAUAAAAUAUUUAAAUUCUUAAAUUGUUCAUUCGUAUUGUAGUUGUGGAGUUAGAUUAUGAUCACUGGUUUCUUAACUUUUGACUGUCAUUGUGAUGAAUGCAAAAUUCUAUCGGCUAGGAGUAAAUGUCGCUGUAACACAUUCAAGACUGAAGUCAACAAUCUAUGCACUCUCUUCGGGUCUUGGAAAAUGUGGUGUAGCUGUCAUCAGAGUAUCUGGUCCAUGUGCAUCUGACGCUAUAUUAAAUAUGACCCAUUUAAAAUAUUUACCAAAACCUAGAAAAGCUUGUUUGAACAAAAUUAUAGAUCCAACUACUAAAGAACAAUUAGACAAUGGAUUAUUACUAUGGUUUCCAGGCCCUAAAAGUUUCACAGGCGAAGAUUGCUGUGAAUUUCAAGUACAUGGCGGUAGGGCUGUUGUCACUGCAGUGCUUCAUGGUUUAUCUAAACUACCAGAUUUUCGAACCGCCGACCCCGGAGAAUUCACCAAACGUUCGUUUUAUAAUAACAAAAUGGAUUUAACUGAAGUAGAAGGUUUGGCCGAUCUUAUAGAAGCUGAUACUGAGCUUCAAAGAAAGCAAGCACUGAUGCAGUUGGAAGGUUCUUUGAGACAACUCUACAGUUCUUGGAGACAAUAUCUUUUAGAAAAUUUAGCCUAUGUCGAAGCUUAUAUAGAUUUCAGUGAAACAGAUAAUAUUGAAGAAUUGAUAUUAGCGAAUGUUAAAGAAAAUCUAGAAAAACUUGCUAAAGAGAUUGAAAACCACUUAAUGGACAACAGGUCAGGUGAACUUUUACGUGAUGGAGUCAAAGUGGCAAUAAUCGGAGCACCAAACACUGGAAAGAGUAGCCUCUUGAAUUCAUUUUGUAGUAGAGAAGCGGCUAUAGUAACAGAGUUGCCUGGUACUACUAGAGAUCCAAUUCAGAUUCCACUAGAAGUGUCUGGUUACUCUGUACUUUUGAUUGACACUGCUGGGAUUCGUUCACAAACUGUAGAUUUGAUUGAAGACUUGGGAAUAAAGAAAUCUAAAGUCCAGGCUCAAAGUGCCGACAUGAUGAUUUUGGUAGUUGAUGCUCAAUAUCUCCUUGAUGUAGACAAUAUGGAUUUGUGGCUUCAAAAACAUGUAGACGAUUUGAAAGUUAGAUGUGAUAAAUGUCUAGUAUAUGUGAAUAAAAUUGACCUUGUGUCAGACGACCAAGUUAUUAGACUUAAAAAAAUAUCACUAAAUUCUAAUUGGACUGUAUGUUUUGGUUCAUGUAAAGUGAAUGAAGGUUUGGUGGAUAUGAUGAGAACGUUUGAAUAUUGUUUGCAAAAGUUAUGUGGAAAUCCGAAUUUUGAACAUCCUCGAUGUAGUCAAGCAAGACAUAGAUAUUGUCUCUUAAAAGCAUUAAAUAAUGUCCAGACGUAUCUUGAAAUUUCCAAGUCCGACGACAAUAUUGAUGUUGCUGCACAGCAUUUACGUAAGGCAUCAUUUCAUGUAGGUAAAAUUACAGGACACGUAUCAACUGAAGAAGUACUCAACAUAAUAUUUUCAAAAUUUUGUAUUGGUAAAUAAUAAUAUAAUAAUUGAUUAAUGUAUUAAUGUAUUUUCUAUAUUACAGUUUUAGCUUAGACAUUUUUAUCUUCAGUAUCAAUUUAUAUAUAAGUAUGUUCUUAUUAUUAGUAUAAAUCUAUACUUGUGAUCUGUUAAUACAACGGCAAUAAUUACUAAUUAAGAACUUUGCUAUAUUGUUGGUGGUACAGUUAAGUUAUCCACUCAAAUAUUAGAAUCUGAUAAUUGUCCUUACAAACAUAAUAUAAUUGAAAUAUUAUUUAAAUCUUGCGAUUMGUCAAAUAAUUUCAGCCGUCAACAUUUAAGAUGAGUUGCAUUGCCAGAAGUUAUUAAAGAAAUAAGAGGAAGGAUAUUAAACAAAUGUGAUGUUUAGACUAAGGCAUGCAUAACAUAUUACAAGCCAAGAUCUAUAUUCACCAUAUCUUAUACUAAACUAGGAUAAAGUACCAUUUCCUAUUAGAUAACUCUCAAAUUAACAAACUUUAGUUUUAACUAAUAGUCAUUUAAGAAAUGGAUUUUAUUGUAAAUUUUAAUGACAUAAUUUAACCUUAUUGUAAUAUUUGAUAUCUCAUUGGAUAUAAUUAUGUGUCAUACAUGUUUGAAAUUUUAAAAUUAGAAUCACCCUGCUAAUAUUGAAACUUAAGAGUAACAACUUAUGUAGCAUAAUUGCAUAAUAUGUAUGAAUAAAACUAAAGUAAAGAUAUUUUACUACCUGUUGCAACACACAAACAUUAGAAUUAAAAACUAGAUUAAGAAUAUUUUUAUGUGAUUUGUAACAAAAUAUAUCAUUAUUUAUCAUAUUUUUUUUUGGAACCCAAAGGUUAUCAGUGCCGUAGCUAGGCACUGGCAAUAAGAGAGCAUUUGUCAGGGUUGCUAUACUGCUAUUUCAUUGAGUACACUGCCACUCAAUGAAAUAGCAAAUAUUUUAAAUAUUUAAAUAUUCAAAUACUCUCUUUCAGGCAGUGUUAACUCAAGUAUUAUAAUUUACAAAAAAAUAAAAAUAAAAAUGAAGAGAAAGAGCGUUUAUUAUUUUUAAAUAAUGCGCAUUUUAUAGAAGUGGAAAAUUUGGACGAGGGGGCGCAAAUUUAGUUUUCUGCCAGAAGCGCGCUUCAGCUUUUCAGGCACUUGCUUACGUUCCUGAAGGUUAUAUAGGUACCUAAUAAAUGAAAAAUAUAUCAUAGAUGGUGAAUUAAUGAAAAAGUGUUACAUAGGUAUCAGGGUUUAUUAUAGGUACCUAAUAAAUGAAAAAUAUCAUAGAUGGUGAAUUUAUGAAAAAGUGUUACAUAGGUAUCAGCCAUCAGGGUUUACUUUAGAUACGAUUGAUAUGUGCGACGGCACAGAUGCGCCAAAAUGAAGGUAGCGCACCGUUACCUGUUUUAUGUUUAAAAAGAGAACGAAAAGCUCCGAAAUUAUACUUGCACUAUGGGUACUGAAAAAGCUAGAGUUGGCCCUGAUAGGUAUUAUUAUAGUGGAAUUUAAGGAUCCUGUAUAUAACCUAAUGAUUAGGUAGGUCCUAAUCUAUUCACCUGUGCAAGACACUGAGAAGUCGAAAAUGAAUUUACUUGUUACUCUAACGGUAUAGUUAUGUAUGCCUGACGAUUCUUUAGAUUUCGGAGUAGUUUGUUAUAAAUAGAAUACAAAAGUAGUGAGGCUUAUAUUAUUAAAGCUACCUAUAUUAUAAGGUACACAUCAUAAAAAACUGAGGGAAUUGUUAAAUAUUAUUUCUACCCCCUUUCUUCUCACCACACACUAACACUAAGUGGUUACGUCGAUGCUGAAAAAAAUACACAUAUAAAUAAAAUAAUAAACUAUUGAUACGAUUCGAUCUCGUCUGCCAUCUGCUUUAAUUAUUUAUAUACACGAUCUGAUUUAAAUCAAUAACACAAUAAGUAAUCAUAACAAUUAAAAAUAUAAUAUGAGAUUUAUAGGUCGACGAUGUUUGGCGUGGUUCGUCGUUCAUCGAUGCUAAUAACGUAGAGGAAGUCGAGUACUCAAGUGCAGCGUGUAUAUACAAAGACUCCGGUUUCACGAGUUGCUGAACGUGACAAAUAGUUACAUUAUAUAUUUAUAUAAUUGUUUAUUACAGAUAUUAAGAACGAGUUGCCACUUUUCAUUAAAAAUAUCUAUUCUAAAAAGUGUCGUUGGAGCACGCGGAGCGCAGUAAAGCUUGUCGCUGGCGUUGAAAACCCCGAAAAUCAAAGUGUCAUCGUCACGGUGAUAGAUACAAUCAUUGAUUAUAAAUACUAGUAUUUAUAAUCAAUUAUACCUAAAAUGUAGGAAUAAUUAAUAAUAAUGUAUAAUAUCGACGCGGCCCGGUAUUUUUCAUUUAGCCGCAACAAAUAUUGUAACGAUGUGAGUAUAAUAAAAUAAUGUUUUCGUCCAUUUCCAGUAGUCGACAUUUGGCGUUUUCUUUUUUUUUAAUAUCAUACAAUUACACGAAGAUGGUUAUAAUAUUGUUAUUAUUAUUGCUAUUGACAGGUUUAACACAUUUUGCAUUGGGCGCGUCGAUGGGUAUAUAU